This is a messenger RNA of Otolemur garnettii (small-eared galago), 5217 nucleotides long. RefSeq names its product two pore segment channel 1 (gene TPCN1). Gene Ontology annotation, cellular component: endosome membrane; lysosomal membrane. The record is from RefSeq and is a predicted model, not a curated record. Gene Ontology annotation, biological process: monoatomic ion transport; transmembrane transport. Lineage: Eukaryota; Metazoa; Chordata; Mammalia; Primates; Galagidae. Bases 308 to 2752 code for a protein of 814 amino acids. The transcript has 28 exons. Gene Ontology annotation, molecular function: monoatomic ion channel activity; voltage-gated channel activity.
GUUGCGAGGACGGUAGGCGGCGGAUGGGAGAGCUGGCGCAGCUGCUGUGGUGGCAGCGGCUGAAGUGGCGGCAGCUGUGGCGGCUGCAACAGCUUCGGGCUCGGGGUGUUGGCGGCAGCACCGGUGGGCUAGGCUGCGCGGUGCGGACCCAGGCGCGCGGUCCAGGUUGCUGGGGCGGCGCGUAAGAUGUCUCUAAUGGAGGAAUUUCUGAGAAGCACUUCUGGCCCAGUGGCUUUGAAACGGAUCUCAAACCAGAGACUAUUUAAAGCCUUGGACAUCACAUCCUGAGGGCCACAGAAGGGAGAACAUGGCUGUGAGUUUGGAUGACGAUGUGCCCCUCAUCCUGACCUUGGACGAAAGUGGCAGUGCCCCAUUGGCCCCCUCCAACAGCCUGGGCCAAGAGGAGCUGCCUAGCAAAAAUGGGGGCAGCUAUGCCAUCCACGACUCCCAGACCCCCAGUCUGAGCUCCGGAGGUGAGAGUUCCCCCUCCACACCCAGCAGACCCAACUGGGAGAUGAAUUAUCAAGAGGCAGCAAUCUACCUCCAGGAAGGCGAGAAUAACGACAAGUUCUUCACCCACCCCAAGGAUGCCAAAGCGCUGGCGGCCUACCUCUUUGCACACAACCACCUCUUCUACCUGAUGGAACUGUCCACGGCCCUGCUGCUGCUGCUGCUCUCCCUGUGUGAGGCCCCUGCCGUCCCUGCGCUUCGGCUCGGCAUUUAUGUGCACGCCACCCUGGAGCUGUUUGCCCUGAUGGUGGUAGUGUUUGAGCUUUGCAUGAAGUUGCGCUGGCUGGGCCUCCACACCUUCGUCCGGCACAAGCGGACCAUGGUCAAGACUUCAGUGCUGGUGGUGCAGUUCGUUGAGGCCAUCGUGGUGUUGGUACGGCAGACGUCCCACGUACGGGUGACCCGGGCAUUGCGCUGCAUUUUCCUGGUGGACUGUCGGUACUGUGGUGGCGUCCGGCGCAACCUGCGGCAGAUUUUCCAGUCUCUGCCGCCUUUCAUGGACAUCCUCCUGCUGCUGCUCUUCUUCAUGGUCAUCUUUGCCAUCCUUGGUUUCUACUUGUUUUCCCCUAAUCCUUCAGACCCCUACUUCAACACCCUGGAGAACAGCAUUGUCAGCCUCUUUGUCCUCCUGACCACAGCCAACUUCCCAGAUGUGAUGAUGCCUUCCUACUCCCGGAACCCCUGGUCCUGCGUCUUCUUCAUUGUGUACCUCUCCAUUGAGCUAUACUUCAUCAUGAACCUGCUUCUGGCUGUGGUGUUCGACACCUUCAAUGACAUUGAGAAACGCAAGUUCAAAUCCUUGCUCCUGCAUAAGCGAACUGCCAUCCAGCAUGCCUACCACUUGCUUGUCAGCCAGCGGAGGCCGGCUGGCAUCUCCUAUAGGCAUUUUGAAGGCCUGAUGCGCUUCUAUAAGCCCCGGAUGAGUGCAAGGGAGCGCUAUCUCACUUUUAAGGCCCUGAAUCAGAGCAACACACCUCUGCUCAGCCUAAAGGAAUUUUAUGAUAUCUAUGAAGUUGCUGCCUUAAAGUGGAAGACAAAGAAAAACAGAGAGCACUGGUUUGAUGAGCUUCCCAGGACAGCAUUCCUCAUCUUCAAAGGCAUUAAUAUCCUUGUGAAGUCCAAGGCCUUCCAGUAUUUCAUGUACUUGGUGGUGGCAGUCAAUGGGAUCUGGAUCCUCGUGGAGACGUUUAUGCUGAAAGGUGGGAACUUCUUCUCCAAACAUGUGCCCUGGAGUUACCUCGUCUUUCUUACUAUCUAUGGGGUGGAGCUGUUCCUGAAAGUUGCUGGCUUAGGCCCUGUGGAGUACCUGUCCUCCGGGUGGAACCUGUUCGACUUCUCCGUCACAGUGUUUGCCUUCCUGGGACUGCUGGCUCUGGCACUCAACAUGGAGCCCUUCUAUUUCAUAGUGGUCCUGCGUCCCCUCCAGUUGCUAAGGCUGUUUAAAUUGAAAAAGCGUUACCGUAACGUGCUGGACACCAUGUUUGAGCUGCUGCCGCGGAUGGCCAGCCUGGGCCUCACCCUGCUCAUCUUUUACUACUCCUUUGCCAUCGCGGGCAUGGAAUUCUUCUAUGGGAUCCUCUACCCCAACUGCUGCAACACUAGUACAGUGGCAGAUGCCUACCGCUGGCUCAAUCAUACUGUGGGCAAUAGGACUGUUGUGGAGGAAGGUUACUACUAUCUCAAUAACUUUGACAACAUCCUGAACAGCUUCGUGACCUUGUUUGAGCUUACAGUUGUCAACAACUGGUACAUCAUCAUGGAAGGUGUCACCUCUCAGACCUCUCACUGGAGCCGCCUGUACUUCAUGACAUUUUACAUUGUGACCAUGGUGGUGAUGACCAUCAUUGUUGCCUUCAUCCUUGAGGCCUUCGUCUUCCGAAUGAACUACAGCCGCAAGAACCAGGACUCAGAAGUUGACAGUGGCAUCACCCUUGAGAAGGAAAUCUCCAAAGAAGAGCUAGUUGCAGUCUUGGAGCUCUACCGGGAGGCACGGGGUGCCUCCUGUGAUGUCACCCGGUUGCUGGAGACCCUCUCCCAGAUGGAGAGAUAUCAGCAAAAUUCCAUGGUGUUUCUGGGACGGCGAUCAAGGACCAAAAGUGACCUGAGCCUGAAGAUGUACCAGGAGGAGAUACAGGAGUGGUACGAGGAGCACGCCAGGGAGCAGGAGGAACAGCAGCGGCUCAGCGUCCCCAUCGCCCAGCAGCCCCCAGGCCUCCGCCAGCGCUCCCAGACCAUCACCUAGCUCAGUGCCGGAAGCCGUCUCGUCUAUGCAAUAACACAAUAGUAUUAUUUUACUGCGAUGUAUCGAACUAAUGUGUGUGUGUGUGUACACAUGCUCAUAUUAUGCACAUAUCCACAUAGAGGAAGAAAGCAGACAAGAUGGGGCUCGGUUUGUGGCCACCUUGCCCUCUUGUCUUUAACUCUAAAAGCCAGUUUGGUGCGAGGGGGUCAGGCCGCCAGGUCUGAAUUCUGCCUACUGUGGGAAGCUCUAGGAGCCCUCUUCACAAGCAGACCAGUUGAACAGAUUUCUGCUGUGUUCUGCAGGGCUUGCCCUGAGCCUGGGCCAGGCCUUACUUGGCCAGAUCCAAAGCCGUCACCUUGUGCUGCUCUCAGCCCUGGCCUACCUGACAGCUUCCCACUAACUCUCCCCACAGCCAUGUUGUAGGUUUCCGUCUUGCAUUAGGGACAAAACCACUUAGGAAGGAAAGAACCCAAAUCCCUCAGGGUGGUAUUUCUAUGUAUAUCAUAAUGUCCUAGAAUGCUCCUUUUGGGGCCAGUGCCCAGGACCUAAGAGAAAGGUGGAAUCAAGGGGUGUGAUUGUACCUGUGUGGUCAGAGCUCAGCCAGUGCUGGGCAGCAAGAGACCAUGCUAACCUCUUACAGGUUUCCCUCCAGGCUCUGUAAGCUUUCUCUUGCAUACUCCUUUGGUUUAACCCUUGUUGCUGAAAGUCCUGCUACAGCGGCCUCCUUUGGGGACCAGGCACAGUGGGACGAUGUCAGGCAGUGGUUGCAACCCAGAUCAAUUCCUGAACAGGCUUUCUUGACUAAAUCCCUUUUCCUUUGACUUACCUGCUCAAGCAAAAGGAUAUUUUGGUUAAAUGGAUUAUGCUAAAGACAAUAGCAAGUCCUUCACACACAUGCAUGAGGUGUUGCUGUUGGGAAUAGGAGCAAACAGCACAGAGAGGCUGUGGGAUGUGGCUGCAACCCCAUGGCCCAGCCUGGUCUGAUUCCCACCUCACCUUGGGCUGGUUGGUUCAGAUGAAUGCUCAUUUAACCAAAUUCCCUUGGCACCUCCCUGGAUGCUGUCAAGGAAGGAUGGGUGCUCAAGUCUGGAGCAGACCUGUUGGGUUUGCUGGCCAUGAUGGUGGGGAGUGAUAGCUCCCAAAGCAGGGUCAGGGCAGAGGUAGCUGUAGUUUGGCUGUCCUGAGCCACAGAGCCAAGCACAGCACAGGUUCUGUGUCAGUGAGAUAGGGGAAGUCAUCACCAGUGGACAAACUGGGCCAACCCCAACUUUCUAGGGACUGCUUCUUGUGGCUUCUGAAGGUGGGUAGACAGGCCUUGUUCUUUUCCUGGCCACAUAGUAGGCAGGGCAGAGCCUGACCCCAGGGGAGCAGCAUCUGGUUCCAUUCCCUAAUCACCUCCAAGGCCAAGCUGGAUCCACAGCCAAUGCGGCCCAGUUCUCCUUGCCAGGGGAGAAGCAGUAGAUGUUUCUGUUUAUAAGCACAGCCCUUUGGGAAAACAACAAAUCGUAGAGAACCACUGUGAGUCCCCCGUGGAAUCAGGAGGCUGACAUUGUCCUCUUCAUCUCUGGAGGGCCAGCAGCCAUUGCAGGAGCUCAGCAUUGAGCCCUGGGCCAGAAUCCCUUCCCCUCCAAGAAGGAACUUCAUUUGCACAACUGGGUGCCUUUUAGCUUUUAUGUAUUGAAAUGGGCGGUGGGAAGCAAGGGUCAUGGGACAGUUCUGAAAGGUGGGUGUGAGUCCUCUGGCCCCACUGUCAGCCUCCUGCUAGUCCCUUUCUCUGCUGCCAAGGGGCCCACAAGCCAGGAGGGGCCAGCAGCCACUGGUGUUAGCCGAGGGGAGUUGAGGCCCCCGCGUGUGAGCACCGUUGCAGGAUGGGUAGGGUUGUGGCUCUAUUCAUGGUGACUUGUCUGUGUGCCAACCCUGCCCUGAGAUGGGGCAUGGUUUGGACCAGGACAGGACGAAUCCAAGAGGCAAUAGUGCCGAUGAGCCAGGCUCUAGCUAGUGGGGGGCACCCUUGUCAUGGAGGCUAGGGACAGCCAUCCUUGUGGGGUCACCUAGGAGCCUGCUAAGUUGACACUCAAACUUACCCACCAAGUAGGAAACAGGGGUCACUCCAGGCUGUGAGCUCUGAGGGCAUGGGGACAUAACCAUGCACAGAUGCCCCCUUACCCUCUGCAUCACAGCUGAGUCGACGUGAGUGACACUGACGGCCAGGGUUACAGCCUGGCAGUGGUGGCAAUGCCACUGUGCCCCCAUCGCAACAUGCAGGUGCUUUGGGGAUGCUGCCUGGCACUGCCUUGCUUCCCCUGACCCUGCCCCAGCCUUAUUCCACACCACAAAGACAAUCAUUUUGUACGGAUCAUGGGAGCAACGCUGUAAGGUUUUGUACAUUGGUAAUUUGUUACCUAGAAAACCCACUGUGUCUCCGGAUUUCUGGCGUAUUAAUUAAAGAGCCUCUGCUUUGUAAA